UGUAGCCUGACGAGGUUCGGGCGAUUUCAUCAGAAGACAGUGCAGAAGUUAUUAAUCAAUCAAUCAGCAAAAUUAUGGAAUUUGUGUUUUACGUACCAAUAAAAAUAUAUGAACAUUGUAUUAACAUUUUUUUCUAAGCCUGACGGUUAAUAUAAUGAACGCAACAGGUUGUAAACAAAGCUGACCUUGAGACACGAUACACAGGUGUGUGUGUGUUUACCUUACCUGUCGACAAGCGCUUGUUGAUUAUCGAAGCACCGCUACGGACGCCAUGGAAACGGUUUGUUGUGCAUUCCCCUGGUAAACAUAAGUGAUUUAUAUGAAUGAAAUCUAGCUCGCGCACAGUUCAGUUCCGUUGGAUCGAUAGAAAUUUUCACCAUUCGAGAGCCACCUCAGCAAGAUGACACUGUAUUUCGACACGAAGGUUCAAUUUUUGGACAGUGAAGCUAUCAGUACCGUUAGCAGUUGGCACCAGAAUGAGCCCAUCUUCGCGGUGGCUUCCUACAGCCACGAACGGGGAGGUUCCGUUACAAUCUUCGAUGAUGCGGGAAUCCCGCUAAGAAAUGUGACCUACCCGGUACAUUCGACGUCACAGGCUACCGUUCUUACGUGGCACCCGGAGAGGAAAAUCCUCCUUAGCGGGUGGGAGAAUGGAGAGAUCCACGCAUGGUACGAGGGGAAGCGCGAUUUCACCACGAUCAGUGGACCGCACAAAUCGCCGAUCAUGCUGCUGGAGUUCAGCGAAAAAGGCGGCCGUGUCAUUACGGCCGAUGCGAUGGGCGUACUGACGGGAUGGCGCUACGAUGGACACGGCCAGUUUUUGACCAUGUUUCAUCACGAUUUGCGGGACCCACUGCUGCAUAUUACUUUCCGCCGGUCGGUGGAAAGUGCCAGCAAUCGCGAGUUGACUAAUCUUGCCCGAGCUGCAGUGGCCGGUGACGAGGCGGCGCUGGAUACGCUAACCACUUGGCGGCCGAGAACGGCCGUACGAAAUUUGGCCCACUCUAGUUUGCAGGAUAACUAUUGUUUCUACGCUUGUACCCAAGCUGGUUAUUUGUACUACAUUAACCAGCAGGGAACGUGCACGGAAAUCAUCCGAACUGACAGCAUACCCAUCGUGCAGAUUCUGUGGCAUCCGAAGCAAGAUUCAAUCGUACUCUUGCUGGAGGACAUCACCAUCGGCCACUACGAGGUAGACGGCAGUGGACAGAUCACAGAGCUGGAUCGCGUCAAAUUUUCCGGUUCGGUAAAGGCAUCCGGUUACAAGAGUGCUAUCACAUGGGUAGCUGGAGUAGGUGCUGCUCUCGCCAUUCUGACGGGCGAUCUGUCCGUUCGAAUUUGGGACAUUGAUAGUAAUGAUAAUUAUGUACUGGCGAUGGAGCUCGCCAGUGCUGAUGGAAAUAACCUGCCGGCCGCCAGAUUAGGUCCAGCGGUUGAGGUGUUUACCUGUGUUGCUUACUGCAAAGAUAACCAAACUUUGAGCGCAGGCACGAAUCAGGGAAACUUGUACACCUGGCGGAGGUUGAAUGUUAACAGAUCCUACGAAUAUCCGGAGCGCCAGUGGCAGCUGACAAAUGUUACACCGGUUCGUGGAACUAUAAAAAGUCUCACCUGGGGCAUAACGGACACCAAUCGACCCUGCAUGAUGGUGAACUGUCUAUCGAGUGUGUUCAUCCUGAAGGAGCAAGCACUGCUAGCUUGUCACACGCGAACCCUGUGGGGCACCCAGAAAAAGUCAAACGAACUGCUGCUAGUGCAGCAGAAUUUGACCGCUUCUUCGACAGCCGCGGGUGGCGCCACCGAGAGGCGUCACACAUCGGUGAUGAAAAGCGAUAAUUCCAUCAUCCAUCUUGCGCUGAGCGAAAUAAAUCUUGUCGUAACGAAUGGCCGCACGGCUGCCGUCUAUCGGGUGGGCAGUACCGGCAGUGGUACUUCCGUCAUUUCCUCAUCAAGCGGCGGUGGAGGCACCACUAGUGGUGGGGAGGAUGUCGAUGCACUAUCCAUCACGCAUGUCGGCAGUUUCGGCGUUGAUUGCGUUGCGAUUUUCCUCUACGAGCAGAACUUGGUGGCGCUCGGCCCCGAGCAGGUUAAGAUUUAUUCGCUCAGCGGGGUCGUACUGCAGGAGAUAUUCUUCAAUGAUAAUGAAGGCAAACCGAUUGGCGCCGAUCUUCUGGGACCGUUUUUGACCCUUUUCACUUUGAAUGGUUACGUUAAGUUGUUCGAUAUUUCACGUCACGAGUUGAAGUUGAUUCAACCGUCGAAAUCGGCGUACGAUUUAUUCGAAAAGUUUGGUGAAAUAAUUGCAGCCAAAAGCAAUGCCACGGGAACACAUCUAGCUCUGACCAUCGCCAACGAGCAACUGCUGCCGGAUGGAAAACUGUACCUGUGGAAUUUAGAGAGCAAUCAGAUUAAACACUACGAGUUCACCAGUAAAACCGAUUCGGACGCGAUCGUCCAAUACAUGCCGAUUAGCUUCUACUGGGAUUCGGACGAUCCGCGAAUGCUAGCUUGCGAGGCGAAACCUAUUGGCGGACCAGCGCAGAAAGCUGCUGGCAAGAGUGGCAAUAUUCCAGAAUCCCAAAUCCACCUCCUGUUUGUAGAUCAAAAGUCUCACCUCAAAGAACUUGAACUCAUAGAACUUGGCAGCGGAGAGCAAUUGAUUAACUUAUGCAUUCCACAUGUAGUAAUUUUAAAGCUCAAUCAAAUUGAACUGCUUCCGCUCAGAGACUUCAAAGGUUUGGAGCACUGCGAUGUGAUCACUCGAAAUAUGGUCCUAAACUUUAGCCUCAACGUCGCACAGGAAAACAUGGAUCAAGCCUUUAGUUGCAUUCGUUCCCUAAAAUCGGACACGGUUUGGACCAACCUAGCAAAGCUGUGCGUACACACGGGGCGCCUGGAUGUGGCGAAGGUUUGCCUCGGUCACCUAAAAAUGGCUCGAUCGGUUAGAGCACUCCGAAAAGCCAUGGAAGACGACAGCUUAGAGCAUGAAUGUCGAGUCGCGAUCCUGGCCAUUGAGCUAAACAUGAUACCGGAAGCGGAGGCUCUUUACAAAAAAGUUGGUCGAUACGAUUUGCUCAACAAACUGUAUCAAGCCGCCGGACGUUUCGAAGAGGCACUGGAAAUAGCGGAACACCUAGAUAGAGUGCAUCUAAAAAACACCUACCAUAAGUACGCUGAAUGGUUAAAAGAAAACGGCAAAACUCAAAAGGCUAUUCAAUACUACGAAAAAACCAACACCUUAAUGCAUAACGUCAGCCAACUGCUAAUGGACGACCCCGUGGCGCUGAAAAAGUACAUGCAAUCCACGAAAGACCCUGAGCUGCUCAAGUGGUGGGCACAGUACAUCGAAAGUAGCGGCGAUAUGGAAGGGGCCUUCAAAGUGUACCAAAAAUCGGACGACUGUUUCUCACAGGUUCGUAUCCUAUGCUUUAUCGGUCAGGUAGGAAAAGCGGAUGAAAUAGCCCGUAACAGUGGCGAUCGUGCCGCCUGCUAUCAUCUCGCGAGAUACUACGAAAAUUGUGGCAAAUUCACCGAAGCGAUUCAGUUUUACACACGAGCCCAAACCUACGGUAACGCGGUCCGCAUUUGCAAGGAAAACGACCUGCAGGAUGAUCUGUGGACGGUAGCUUGUAUAGCCCGGUCGCGGGAUAAAGCUUCUGCGGCGGCGUACUUCGAAGAAAGCGGAGACUUUCGCCGCGCGGUUGAGCUGUACCAUCGGGCCGGAAUGCUUCACAAGGCGGUCGAGAUGGCAUUCAAGUCACAGCAACCCGAAUCACUGCAGGUGAUUGCUUCCGAGUUGGAUGCCAACUCCGAUCCGGAGUUGGUCAGCCGCUGUGCCGACUUCUUCAUUGGAGUCGAACAAAACUACAAGGCAGUCCAACUGUUGGCAACGACCCGUCAACUUGAACGGGCCUUACAAGUAGCGGCCGAACAUUUCGUCCCGCUAACGGAAACGCUAGCAGAACUCUUGACACCCACGAAAAAUGAAGUUCCGGAAGAUUCACGAGUCAAAAUAUUGAUUCAACUUGGAGAGAUUCUCCAAGAGCAGGGCGACUAUCAUUCGGCAACUAAAAAAUUCACCCAAGCUGGCGACAAAAUACGAGCGAUGAAAAGUUUGCUCAAAUCGGGUGACACCGAUAAGAUCAUAUUUUUCGCCGGUAUGUCACGACAGAAGGAAGUGUAUGUCAUGGCGGGUAACUAUUUGCAAGCGCUAAAUUGGCAGAGUGACUCCAAGAUCCUUAAAAACAUUGUAACCUUCUACACCAAAGGGCAAGCUUACAAUCAGCUGGCAAAUUUCUACGCUAAUUGUGCGCAGGCUGAGAUCGAUGAAUUUCGCGAUUAUGAUAAAGCUUUAAAGGCUUUACAAGAGGCAGCCAAAUGCCUGUCCCGAGCUACACCUCCAUCGCAGAAAAUCAACGAAACACUGCAGCAAGCGAUGAUGGAAGUUAGGAAGGUAAUCGAUCUACAAGACGCUAUCGAGCGGCGCGAGUUCCUAGCGGCAAUCAAAAUUCUGAAAGUCAAACUCGAAGAACCGAUUGCCCCACCCGUUCAAGUGUGGGACCUGCUGGCCAUGUUGAUCGAAUGUUUAAUCUCGACAAGCCAAUACUCGGAAGCGUUAUUCCACGUGAAGACACUGGCACAGAAGAAAAUCGACUGGUACCAGCAGGAACUGGUUGAAAAAAGUUUGCUGGAUAAGUUGGUAGCCGAAACGGGGGUCAAUCUGGAACCGUACGCCAACCCGGGCCGGGUACAGCGACCGCUGACUUCUUCGACGGUGACCAUGGAAAGUGAGGAGGAAGAAAUUCAGGAGGAGUUUGAGCAGUGAAAUCAGUUUUAGGUGAAGUAAAUUAGCAGUACAUGAAACCAAUAUUUAUUAUUUAUUGAAUAAAAUUUUAGA
Wyeomyia smithii (pitcher-plant mosquito) is the source of this 4897-nucleotide messenger RNA. It is a transcript of the gene rempA, whose product is annotated as intraflagellar transport protein 140 homolog. The record is from RefSeq and is a predicted model, not a curated record. The transcript is spliced from 4 exons. Bases 401 to 4825 code for a protein of 1474 amino acids. Gene Ontology annotation, cellular component: intraciliary transport particle A; ciliary basal body; axoneme. Gene Ontology annotation, biological process: intraciliary retrograde transport. Gene Ontology annotation, molecular function: protein binding. Lineage: Eukaryota; Metazoa; Arthropoda; Insecta; Diptera; Culicidae.